This is a messenger RNA of Mytilus californianus (California mussel), 1123 nucleotides long. RefSeq lists its product as uncharacterized. The record is from RefSeq and is a predicted model, not a curated record. Bases 231 to 899 code for a protein of 222 amino acids. Lineage: Eukaryota; Metazoa; Mollusca; Bivalvia; Mytilida; Mytilidae. The transcript is spliced from 8 exons.
AUUUCUUAUCAUUUGGGAAAUAUUUAAAAAAGAAAAUGCGUUAUACAUAUUAGCUGACACAACAGAACAAAGAAAAUAGGCAUCAAAUUCUACAAUUUCAUUGUUCGAGAGCACUUUGCUAUAUUCUAAUGGAUGGAAUGAAAUAGCACUAACAUAGUUUUGUGAGGACAAAAGGAUAAAUUGUUCAAAGUUUUUCUCCUGCUUCAGACAUACUGUUAGGAGCAAGCAAUAUGCACACAAAAAUGUUGGUAUAUUUGAUGUUCUUCAUUUUUGAAAUUUCUGCAGGUAUGACUGAAUUUCCCUGCAAAUUUCCGUGUCCAUGGCGCAAUAAAUCAUUUCAGAUAUAUAACUUCAAAAGAAUAUAUGGAGCUAGAUUCAGUUUUAGUGGUGAUGGUCAAACAGCUAUUUUAGUGGAUAGUUCUGGCAGAGCGCAGCUGCAGUGUUAUCAAAUAACAGAGCGCUUUCUAAUUGUCAGGAAAAAGGAUACUGACAUAGUUCAAUGUUACUCGAUCUUUUAUGAUCUUGAAAGUCCUCUGAAGUUUCAAUUUGAACAAGGAGGAGCUAGCCAAACCUUUAACAACCAGGCAGGAGAAUUGACAGAUAUAUGUGACAUUUGUGUCCCAGGGAGAGUUUUGGAAGCUGUAGUAUCAGGGUCAAAUCCAACAUCACCUCCCGUAAGUUCUCUUGCUUGCAAUAGACCAUCAACAUGUACCUCUCCACCUGGUACUGCUUGUAAUAUGAAUGAUAUCAUUCCACAGGGCUGCCCAGUUACAACGACUGAAAGCCCGACUACCACAACCGAACAAACAACAACCAGAACUGAGGCAAGAACGACCACAGAACCAACGAAAACUACUAAGAGUCACUGUGGAAAGAAAAAACACAAACAUACCAAAUGAGCCAUGUAACAUUAUAAUAUGCAGAUAAAUUGAGUCCAACGAACUUUCUUGUCAAAUUUUCAAGGAAUAUGGCAAUUGUUUUUCACUUGUUCCGUUGUUGAUAGCGUUUGAUUUUAUCAGUUUUCAUGGACAUCCCUUUUUUGAAUUUGACUUUGGGUUCGGUAUUUUUGUUAAACUUUUUUAAUGAUAUGGUCAUUUAUUAUUAAUAGUGAUCGUUAUCUAUA